AUGGUGAGAACAAGGAAUGUGUUUAUUCUGCAGGACGCACAUGGGGACCCAGACACACACUGUCCUCUAACGGUGAAAAUCCUGGAUGCUGUCAAAGGGACACCAGCUGCUUCAGUGGCACUGAAGGUGUCUCGGAAAGGUGCAGAUGGUGAAUGGACACAGAUCACUAAAGGAGUGACAGACACGACCGGGGAAGUCCAUAAUUUAGUCACGGAGGAGGCAUUCACAACAGGAGUAUAUAGAGUUUGGUUUGAUACCAAGACUUAUUGGAAGAACGCAGGGAGUACACCAUUCUACGAAGGAGCUGAUGUGGUGUUUGAGGCCCAUGCUGAAGGUCACCGUCACUACACCAUAGCCCUGUUGAUCAGCCCGUUCUCCUACACCACUACCACCCUGUUCUACGAGACACAGCACUGACUUACAUCACAGAGAACACCAGCUCUGCUGCCACAGCCACCGGGCAGAACCGUUACCGACUUCAACAAUGAAGUUUUAAUGUAUUGAUUAAAAAAUUUAAAAACGUUUAAGAGUAACGUUGCAAUUUUUAGAUAAUAGUGACAAGAACAACUCAAGUUUAUAAAAAAAGAUAGAGUAAUAAGAUUUUGGGAUAUGUCAUUGCCAUAAAACUCACACUAUAGGAAAAAAUGUGAUAUCUUCAUGAAGUAUUUGUAUGUUAAAUUAUGUUAAAGUACAUCUCCCUCAUUUAAACACUAAUUUGUUCCCACUUUAUGA
Molecule: messenger RNA, 732 nt
Organism: Thalassophryne amazonica
Lineage: Eukaryota; Metazoa; Chordata; Actinopteri; Batrachoidiformes; Batrachoididae
Product: transthyretin-like
Exons: 3
Coding region: 1-417 (138 amino acids)
Biological process (GO): purine nucleobase metabolic process
Source: RefSeq, a predicted model, not a curated record